Messenger RNA from Ilex paraguariensis (yerba mate), 1489 nucleotides. The record is from the annotation of a GenBank genome assembly. Lineage: Eukaryota; Viridiplantae; Streptophyta; Magnoliopsida; Aquifoliales; Aquifoliaceae.
GUGUACAUAAAAUUACGCGUAAAAUAGUCCCAAUGCGAAUUUUCUCUCUCCCCCUCUGACGCCCGAUUAUCCCCGCUCUCUUUCUCUCCAUCCAAACGCAUUUAUCUCACUUCCCAAUCUUCUUCCUCUCUUCCCAAGUUUCCUUUCCAAAUUCUACGCCCAAUUUCCCCUGUCUCUGUGCCGUCCUAAUAACCCCUCUCUCUCUCACCCCCCAAUCUCAGUCAAGCCUUCAACAGUCGCCGUUUUCUUCUCUCUCAGGCCAUCGUCAUCGACAGCGGCCGCUGGACAGCCACCGCCACUUCUAGCACCUAUUUCAGGUGGUGGGCUCCUUCAAACUUUGAUGUUCCCCAGUCGUGCCUACAAUAUCUGCCACUGCUGAUACUGGCCUUGAUGUGGGUUUAAAGCACAUGGUAUUAACUCUCGGGUGUGGAAAACAGUAUUUGAAAUGAACUCGAAAAUGAACAUUGAAGUUGGUUGGUAUAUUCUUGGUGAAGACCAGCAACCUGUCGGCCCUUAUGCAUUAUCUGAGUUGCGUGAGCAUUUUUCAAGUGGAUACCUUUUAGAAAGUACACUUGUAUGGUCUCAAGGAAGGAGCGAUUGGCAGCCACUCUCCUCUAUCCUGGGCAUUGUGACCGAAACAUCUCAACAGGUGCCCACACCCUCCAAAGAUGAUGAUGAGUUCGAAAAAUGGCAAAAGGAGUUGAGAGAGGCACAAGGAGAGGCUGAGGUGUUGCCACAUAAUCCUACUGCAGGCAAUGAUGAUUAUGAAAGGCCUUCGACACCUCCUGAGGGCGAGGAAGAGUUCACUGAUGACGAUGGCACUGUGUACAAGUGGGAUCGGGCUCUUAGAGCUUGGGUACCUCAGGAGAACCCAACUACAACAAAUGAGCAAUAUGCAGUGGAGGAGAUGAUUUUUUUGCAAGAAGAGGAACUUUUUCCAACCCUGAAAGAUGACGAUGUCUCUGUAAAGGAAGAGGUCAAUGAUACCAGUAAAGUUGUGGAAGCAAAGCGUGAUGCUAAGAGAAAGUCGCCUGAUAAAUCUGCUGAGAAAAAGGAAGCUAAUAAACCUCCUGAUAGUUGGUUUGAAUUAAAAGUUAAUACACAUGUUUAUGUGACUGGGUUGCCAGAUGAUGUUACGUUUGAUGAGCUGGUGGGAGUAUUUUCCAAGUGUGGGAUAAUAAAGGAGGACCCUGAAACCAAAAAGCCUCGUGUGAAGAUCUACGUUGACAAAGAGACGGGAAGGAAGAAGGGUGAUGCACUUGUCUCAUAUCUGAAGGAACCUUCAGUUCCUCUGGCCUUGCAAAUUCUGGAUGGGACACCUCUACGGCCUGGUGGCAAGAUUCCUAUGUCAGUUACUCAAGCUAAGUUUGAGCAGAAAGGGGAUAAAUUUAUAACCAGACAAGUGGAUAAGAGAAAGAAGAAGAAACUUCAGAAGGUUGAACAGAAGAUACUUGGCUGGGGCUUACAUUCGCAAGGAAACAAAGCUUAG